Messenger RNA from Beauveria bassiana ARSEF 2860, 3432 nucleotides. RefSeq names its product DEAD/DEAH box helicase. Bases 1 to 3432 code for a protein of 1143 amino acids. Gene Ontology annotation, molecular function: ATP binding; nucleic acid binding. Lineage: Eukaryota; Fungi; Ascomycota; Sordariomycetes; Hypocreales; Cordycipitaceae. The transcript has 2 exons. The record is from RefSeq and is a predicted model, not a curated record.
AUGUCUGAUCAUGUUGCUCCUUCAUCGGCGGCGGCGGGAGCUAAACGCAAAAGGCUGUCCGUUGGAGAGACUUUGGAUCCCGAACAAAGCGACUCUAGCUUGGCUCAUAGCGAUUCCACUGCAAAAUCGGACCCGAAAAACACAUCAGCGGAAAGCAAGCCUCGGGGACGAGCCAAAAAGGGACAAAAGAAAGAUGAAAGUUCACCCCCAUGGCCAGCGCUUUUUGUGUCGCUAGACCAGACUCAUCGGGCUCUAAACCUGGUGUUCACCUUUUGCUCUACGAGAAAACAUUUUGCUACAACAUUCGAAGCCAUUCGGCCGGCAGUGGAAUCUCACCUUAAGCGCAAGCUAUCGAUAGAAGAAGUGGCAAAAAUCGUUGCAGUGCGUCCCGAAGGAAUCAACUUUAGCUAUGUGGACAAAUCUACUCUCGAGCUAGAAGUCAAGGCAUCAGAUCGCAAGGCCGACUCUUUCAAGCUUUUCGGUAACAGAAAAGCGCAAGAAUUCGCCUCUGACGCAUCUGUCGGCGGCUGGACAGACGCCGCCACCGCCACCUCCGAUGACUAUGAGGUUCUGUUUUUUGAGUUCAUCGACGGCGAUCUCAAAAGACAAGUCCCAGACAAGAAGACUGGUGAGCCUACGAAUCCGCAGCGAAGAUUGCGGGACGAGAAGCUGCAGAUGCCAGUCUUUGGCCAGGGCCAGAUGACGAAGCUCAUUGAGCGUCGAAACCAGCGCUUUACGAGCGCAAUCAAUACCUUUUUGGAAAAUUGCGAAAGCGAGAAAAUUGAUCCUUGCCUGGCGUUGGAGGGCUUGGCCGAGUUAUAUGUGCCGAAACCCAGCGAGAAGGACGAUGAUGGUGGCGUCGUUGUCAGCACAAUCCCUGCCACCAUCCCAAAGGAACGCAAAUCGAUACCCGAAAUUGUGAAGGAGAUUCGAGAAAGCUCAUGGUAUACUGGCCAAAUUGUGCCAGAUGGCCACAGGGUUUUUGAUCCGCAGGACCCUGUGAAAGGGGACCUGGAAUUCCUGCUGACACAGAAUCUCGUCAAUGCUAUAUACAACGCCAAAGGUAUCUCCUCUUUCUACGCCCACCAGGCCGAAGCGCUAAAUGCGCUACACGAGGGCAAGAAUGUUGUUGUCGCAACGUCGACGAGUUCUGGCAAGUCACUCAUUUACCAGUUACCAGUGUUACACGCUUUGGAGCAGGACUUUGAGUCGCGAGCUAUGUACAUCUUUCCCACGAAGGCUCUGGCGCAGGAUCAGCGGCGCAGUCUGAAAGAAAUGAUGGCGUAUAUGCCCGGCCUUGAGGGUACUGUCGUGGAGACUUUUGAUGGUGACACGCCGUUCAACACGAGGAAUGCCAUUCGUGAGCAAGCAAGAAUCAUUUUCACUAACCCUGACAUGAUGCAUAUCACAAUCUUGCCACAAGAGGAGAAGUGGAGGACCUUUCUCAAGAACUUGAAAUAUGUUGUUGUUGAUGAAUUGCAUUACUAUAAUGGACAGUUUGGGUCGCAUGUCGCUUUUGUGAUGCGUCGUUUAAGACGCAUAUGUGCGGCGAUUGGAAACAGAAGUGUUCAGUUUAUCUCGUGUUCUGCUACUGUUGCAAAUCCAGCGCAACACUUCAAGGCCCUCUUUGGCAUCGACAAUGUCAAGCUCGUCGACUUUGAUGGAUCCCCCUCUGGCAGAAAAGAGUUCAUUUGUUGGAACACGCCGUACAAAGACCCUGGCGAUCCUGCAAGUGGCAGAGGCAGUGCAAAAUUUGAAUGCGCCCGAUUGUUUUGCGAGCUGCUCCUCAGGGGCGUCCGCAUUAUUGCCUUUUGCCGGGUUCGCAACCAAUGUGAAGUGCUAGUAAACGCUAUACGACAAGAGCUAGAGAACAGAGGCCGAAGCGACUGCAUAGGCUUGGUCAUGGGGUAUCGAGGAGGAUACACAGCAGAGGAUCGACGCAAAAUCGAAUCAGAGAUGUUUGCGGGGCGACUAUUGGGGAUUGUGUCAACAACAGCACUGGAACUUGGCAUUGACAUCGGAACGCUGGACUGUGUCUUGACGUGGGGCUUCCCAUAUACCAUUGCCAACCUGCGCCAGCAAAGCGGACGCGCAGGGCGCAGAAAUAAAGACUCGCUUUCCAUAUUGCUGGGUGGCAGUUUUGCUACCGACCAACACUAUAUGCAAAAUCCAGAGGAGAUCUUCUCCAAGCCUACAGCAGAGCUACAGCUCGAUCUGGAUAACAUGCUCGUGCGCGAAGGACACAUACAGUGUGCGGCUUUCGAAAUGCCGAUUCGACCGGAAUAUGAUACCAAAUAUUUUGGUCAGGAUCUGCCUGAAAUUUGCGAGGAACGACUUAUCGCAGAUGACAUGGGCUACUAUCAUUGUCAUGAUCGUUUCCGACCAAAACCCUCCAAGUAUGUGGCACUUCGCGACACUGAAGAUGAACAUUUUGCCGUAAUCGACAUUACGCAUGGCAGAAACGUUGUUUUGGAAGAACUGGAGGCAUCCCGCGCAACAUUCACAAUCUACGACGGCGGAAUAUUUCUUCAUCAAGGUCAGACGUAUCUCGUCCGUGACUUUUCGCCUGACAAACGAAUGGCCAAAGUGGAACGAGUCAAGGUGGACUGGCUUACAUCUCAGCGCGAUUACACCGACAUCGACCCCGUCGAAACGGAGGCGAUCCGUGACAUUGGCUCAUCUGGGAUUUUGGCGUAUCAUGGUACCAUCAAGAUCUUUCAAAAAGUGUUUGGAUUUUUCAAGGUAGACUCGAAAGGGCGAGUUCUCGAUGCCGUUCACGUGGACAAUCCUCCAAUCAUUCGAUACAGCAAGGGAAUGUGGCUCGACAUUCCCAAAUCCGCACUGGACAUUCUGAACAGCCACCGAAUUAAUGCGGCCGCUUCCAUCCACGCUGCGCAGCACUGUGUGAUGAGCCUACUGCCGACCUUUGUCAUCAGCGCCCCCGAAGAUGUGCGAACCGAGUGCAAGGUCGCGCUCAAGGAAUUUGCCAAGGAGGAGACGGUACGCAAGCGACCCGGGCGGUUGACAUUUUACGAUGCCAAGGGUGGUGCCAAUGGCUCAGGGAUUAGCACCAAGGCUUUUGAGCACAUUGAUCACUUGCUGCAACUUGCUUUGCAGCGCGUCGAGUCGUGCCCUUGUCUCCAUGGCUGCAUCGAGUGCGUUGCGUCGGAACUGUGCAAGGACUCGGGCGAGGUCAUGAGUAAAGCGGGCUCGCGCGUGAUUCUCCAGGCCCUGCUCGGCAUCGAAAUUGACGUGGACGCUCUGGGACAGGGCCAAGAGCUGGUCCCCGCAGGCGUAGAAACCGUUAUUGUGGCCAAGCCGGUGCCCAUGAGACGACGCAAGAACAAUAAAGACGAGACUUUGCAUCAAGAACAAGAGAGAAAGUGGAAAGAGAAUGAUGAGCGGCAUAUGGGUGGCUUUCAACGGGAGUAA